Stomoxys calcitrans (stable fly) is the source of this 2579-nucleotide messenger RNA. Its product is annotated as protein distal antenna-related. Gene Ontology annotation, molecular function: DNA binding. Bases 231 to 1475 code for a protein of 414 amino acids. The record is from RefSeq and is a predicted model, not a curated record. Lineage: Eukaryota; Metazoa; Arthropoda; Insecta; Diptera; Muscidae. The transcript has 2 exons.
UAUCUGUAGAUUUUAUAUGUUAUAAAACUCUCCUGCAAUGGACACGGUGUAAAGUGUCUUAGCGCGCAAUAAAACAUAUUUUAUCCGGUAGUGGCCGUAGUUGGCGUUUGUAUAGCCGUAAAAAUAUAUAAUUACUUAGCAUCAUUGAGUAUAUCUGGGCGCGAAAACUUUUCCGAGGACAUUCCCUAAGAAUUUUACUUCAAUUUCAAAGUACGUUGUCAAUCGAAGACAUGGAUAUAUCAGCUUACCAGCACAUGAAUAUUCGCAUGAGUACACGUGGGAAGCGUCCGUUGCGAAAUUUAACUCCAAGCGAUAAGGUUCGAGCAAUUCAGCGCAUUCACAACGGCGAAACCAAAGCAUCUGUUUCCAGGGAUAUUGGCGUACCAGAAUCAACGCUGAGAGGAUGGUGUAAAAAUGAACAUAAGUUACGUUUUAUGUGUCGCCAACUAGGUAGUGGCGAUCAUUGCAAGUUCUCAAUAGGAAUAGAAAAUCCUCCUGAAAAGCGGGUUCGUUUUAACGCUCAUCUGCAGCCUAGAAAAAUGUCAACCAACUCCAAUGAACUUCUAUGUGGCAGACUGCACUUGAAUGGUAUUCCGUUUUCCUCGAAUGACAACAAUGCACUCUUAGAAAAAAUGGCAAUAAACAACAUACUGACAAACCAUUUGACGGACAAUGGAGCACAGCAACGUGAGAGCAGUUUCAUCAAGCACGGAUUCAUUUCGCCCAAUAUGAAUAUCAUAAGUCCUGCUUACACGCCUCUUCCAGUAAUACAGAAAUUACAUCUGUUGCCUCUUAUAUGCUCAAAUUCCAAUUAUAGUAGUGAGUCCAUGUCAUUAGAUAAUGUAAAUCAAUCAAAAUCUUUGCAUGUGUCUAAUAAAGGCGGUGUGAUUGUGAACAAAAGAUGUGAAACAAAUGAUAAAAUUGAAUCUUUUCAUGGAAACAGUAUUUCAAUAAGCAGCGAUUCGCAUGAAAAUUGCGACGUUAACGACGAUAAAGCCAAAAUAGAUCAAAACGUGACCACACCUGAAGGUGUUAAACAUUCAGCGUCCCUUGAGGACAUUUUCCAAAUGCCUAAUAUCGCUAAUUUAAAUACAGAAAACACAUUACUAGAAUGGUGCAAGGCAUUUAAUAUGAGUUUGAAUUUUUUGGCCCUCGCUGCCGCUGCGGCUACCAUGGGCCCAAACAUAUCUCUACCACUGACAACUCAUAAAAAAAACAUAGUUAGUCAAACGAUGGAAAAAAUAAGUUGUAUAGAAUACGGUAAGAAAACUGAUGUCAACGAUAUAAACCUUAACUCCUUCAUCUUUGCCAAUAGUGAUCUGUCGAACGACUGCUAUUCGGACAGUGAACCAGAAGACUUAUCAAUUCGCUCUGCAUAUACCUCUAAACCAUCCAGUUUAUCAAACAGCCGCUCACAGAGUCCUGUGAAAAGUCCUAGUUCUUGUUCCUCUGCAAGUCAGAGUUUUGGCGAGUAAUAUCCAAUUUGUAAUUCUUCACAAACAAAAAUUCCGUCAACAAUGAAACUCAGCGCUUAGUAAACAUUGCAAACUGGCCCUUGAACAUUUCACCGAGUGCUGUCCGAUUCAAGCUUAAGCUCAACGAUGAAGGGCCUCCUUUUCAAAGCAAAUUGGCCCUUGAACAUUUCACCGAGUGCUGUCCGAUUCAAGCUUAAGCUCAAUGAUUAAGGGCCUCCAUUUUAUAGCCGAGUCCGAACGGCGUGCUGCAGAGCAACACUUUUAUGGGGAGAAGUUUUUACAUGGCAAUGUAAUUUCUAAUUAAAAAAAAAUUAUUUUUAUAUUUCUCAAACACUUUUAUGUAAAGCAAUUGUAUAUGGCUAUAGAAAGACCAUAGAUCUUCUGACUAUAUCUGUAUCUACAAUUAGAACAAACAAAAACAUUCAACGGCUGCAUUAGCGCACUAACAAACCAUUAUAAAAAAGUUGUAUCUAUUAAAAAAUUUGUAAUUAAAAAUAUGUCUUUUAUUUUAUAAAGCCUAAAAUGUAUGCAGUUACGACAUGUACAGCGUGUGCAAACGGAAACUAAAUUUAAUCUGUAGUAAAUUAUAAAAGAUAAUUCUGUAACUAAGUUUUUCUAUUUCUAUAACUAAGUAUCCAAACUAAUAUGCAUUUAUAUAAGCAUGUAUCUGAAUAUGCAAUGGGCUUUCUUAUAGUGUUGUUGUACGAAGAGAGAAGGCAAUGCAAUACAAUGCAUUUGCAACAUAUCCGGGAUGCUUUGUUUCUCCAACAAAUGUUCUUUUAGAAAACCCGUAUGAUCCAUAUACAUUCUUAAAAUCGAAAUCAUGGUUUAGGUCUACAUCUUUUAAUCCUAACGUCAAUUAUAAUAUAAACUAUAUUGAUGUAAUGUAAAAACACAAUUAUGUUUCGUUCAAACAGGUAUAUUUUGGAAAUUAUUACACUUUUCGUUAAAGUACAUAAACAAAGCAUAUGGCUCAUUGAUGAGGACGACCAUUUUUCAACUAACAUUCCGCAAAUAAUACUAACGUGUUCUAUAAUUUUUAUUUCAAAGAUCCUCUAGACUAAGCUAUACAAUGUUUAAAGGACAAUUUUUGUAACUAAUGAA